Molecule: messenger RNA, 797 nt
Organism: Daucus carota subsp. sativus
Lineage: Eukaryota; Viridiplantae; Streptophyta; Magnoliopsida; Apiales; Apiaceae
Product: small nuclear ribonucleoprotein SmD1a
Exons: 4
Coding region: 142-486 (114 amino acids)
Biological process (GO): spliceosomal snRNP assembly; RNA processing
Cellular component (GO): U2 snRNP; catalytic step 2 spliceosome; U12-type spliceosomal complex
Molecular function (GO): RNA binding
Source: RefSeq, a predicted model, not a curated record
CAUAUCCGACGUCGUUUUCAGUUGAGAAGCAAAAGUCGAGGGCUUAAAACACAAAACCACAAGCCCUAAAACCCCAAAUCUCUCUGCUCUCUUUCACUAAACUCAGAGCGCCUAGCCCUAGAUUUCAUCUCCUCGUCAACAAUGAAGCUCGUCAGGUUUUUGAUGAAAUUGAACAACGAGACUGUCUCCAUUGAGCUUAAGAAUGGGACAAUUGUUCACGGUACUAUCACAGGUGUGGAUAUCAGUAUGAACACACAUUUAAAGACUGUAAAACUUACACUGAGGGGGAAGAACCCAGUGACUCUAGAUCACCUGAGUGUUAGGGGGAACAACAUCCGUUACUAUAUCUUGCCUGAUAGCUUGAAUCUUGAGACCUUGUUGGUGGAAGAGACACCGAGGGUUAAGCCCAAGAAGCCAACUGCAGGGAGGCCUGUGGGACGUGGUAGGGGACGUGGACGCGGGCGUGGUCGUGGGCGAGGCCGUUAAUUCUGUUGCACUGCUACAAUUUUUCCAAUAUUAUGUUUCAUUGCAUUGUUGGAGUUUAUAUGGUAAUGUGCCAACAGUACCUAAAAUGGACGAUCGGAGGUUAUUAGUUUAAGUUAUGCACCGAGUGGGAUUCAUGUCUGUUCAAUUAAACUUGGCUCCUUUUAGGUGGUCACAAAUCCUCAUCUAGUUUCAAGUAUGGAGUAUUGUUCUAGUGUAAUGUGUAGUUUCUGCUUUGUCUAUUUGAAAAUUAUGCUCUACAAUCUUACUUCUAAAUUAGUGAAUUCGAGGCUCCUUGGAUGUUUUGGCCGGUA